AUGGAGAGCCUGAUCGGUGGAAGUUUGGUUCUGACGAAGUUGGCCAAACUCUUCACUCUGUUCUCCCCAGUGACGCUGCUGCUCCUGACAACGGUAGGCUGCGCGAUCUACGUGUAUAACCGACGACGCGCCCAUAUCGUGCGGCACAUCGAGAAGAUUCCUGGUCCAGCGGGUUUGCCCAUCCUUGGCAACACGCUGCACAUCAAUGUCGACCACGAUGAAAUCUUCAAUCGAAUCAUCGCCAUUCGGAAGCUGUAUGGAAGAAUUCAAGGGUUUAGCAGAGCCUGGAAUGGCCCUUUGCCUUAUGUCAUGAUCUCUAAAGCCAGCGCAGUCGAGCGUAUCCUCGGCAGCCAAAAGCAUAUAGAAAAAAGCCAUGAUUAUGAGUUUCUGAAGCCAUGGUUAGGAACGGGUUUGCUUACGAGCCCUGGGAAGAAGUGGCAUCCACGGCGCAAGAUUCUGACUCCUGCCUUUCACUUCAAGAUUCUGGACGACUUUGUAGACAUCUUUCAGGAACAAAGCGCUGUGCUAGUAAAGCGGCUUGCUGCCGAGCUGGGUAACGAGGAAGGAUUCAACUGUUUCCCGUAUGUGACUCUGUGUGCUCUCGACGUUGUGUGUGAAACAGCCAUGGGACGGCAAGUUAAUGCACAAUGCAACUCAGAUUCCGAAUAUGUGAAAGCUGUGUACCAAAUUGGAAGCAUCGUACAGAAUCGACAGCAAAAAAUUUGGCUACAACCAGAUUUCAUCUUUAAACUAACGCAAGAUUAUAAGGAUCAUCAAAAGUGCCUCGGAAUUUUACACGAGUUUUCUAAUCGAGUCAUCCAUGAACGGAAGGAGGAAAUUAGACUCCAGAAGCUUAUUGACGACAAGAAUAAUAACAAACAAAACGGCAACGGUCAAGACAAUCAGGAUGGGAACAAUAACAAAGACGAAUAUCUGUCGCAUGAAGAAUUUGGACGUAAGAAACGACUCGCCUUCCUGGAUCUGCUUAUCGAGGCUUCACAGGACGGUACGGUUCUUACCCACGAGGACAUUCGUGAAGAGGUUGACACGUUUAUGUUCGAGGGUCAUGACACAACAUCGGCAGCCAUCUCUUGGAUUUUGCUAUUGCUCGGAACCAACCCGGCCAUCCAGGAUCGUAUCGUAGAAGAAAUCGAUCAGAUCAUGGGAGGAGAUCGUGAACGUUUCCCCACAAUGCAGGAGUUGAACGAGAUGAAAUAUCUGGAGGCUUGCAUCAAAGAAGGUUUGCGCCUGUAUCCGAGUGUACCACUCAUAGCUCGGCGAUUAACCGAAGAUGUUGACAUCGAUGGAUAUGUGUUACCAGCUGGAACAACAGCUAUGAUCGUCGUAUACCAAUUGCAUCGCAAUCCAGAAGUGUUUCCCAAUCCUGAUAAAUUUAAUCCGGAUCACUUCCUACCUGAAAAUUGUCGAGGCCGUCAUCCAUACGCGUAUAUCCCAUUUAGUGCUGGGCCACGGAAUUGCAUAGGUCAGAAGUUUGCAGUAUUAGAAGAGAAGUCAAUCAUUUCUGCCGUACUGCGUAAGUACCGAAUCGAAGCGGUCGAUCGAAGAGAGAAUCUUACGUUGCUAGGUGAAUUAAUUCUACGACCUAAAAACGGAUUACGCAUUCGAAUCUUUCAACGAAACUGA
Anopheles nili is the source of this 1644-nucleotide messenger RNA. RefSeq names its product cytochrome P450 4c3-like. The record is from RefSeq and is a predicted model, not a curated record. Bases 1 to 1644 code for a protein of 547 amino acids. Gene Ontology annotation, molecular function: monooxygenase activity; heme binding; oxidoreductase activity, acting on paired donors, with incorporation or reduction of molecular oxygen. Lineage: Eukaryota; Metazoa; Arthropoda; Insecta; Diptera; Culicidae. The transcript is spliced from 5 exons.